Messenger RNA from Helobdella robusta, 399 nucleotides. RefSeq lists its product as hypothetical. The record is from RefSeq and is a predicted model, not a curated record. The coding region runs from base 1 to 399 and encodes 132 amino acids. The transcript has 4 exons. NCBI's taxonomy places the organism in Eukaryota, Metazoa, Annelida, Clitellata, Rhynchobdellida, Glossiphoniidae.
AUGGAAUCUAUGCAAGAAUCUACAUUUCAGUCCGUAGACAUGGGUACAUUCCUGCAAACAAAAAUCUUAGUGCCGUCAUUGGCGUUUGAUGUGUCUGUCGUUGUUGUGGUUAAUGUUUUUGCUGAUGUUAUGGCUGUUGUUCUGACUGACGUUGCAGAUGAGGUCGUUGAUGAGACCGGAGAAAAGACGGAAGCUGAUGAAGACUGCACCGAUGAGGAGGAGUUUGAUGAUUUCAUUGACGAUGAAAUCUUCGGGGACUGCAUCAAAAAACUUUGUUUGAAUGGCUUGCUGCCGGGAGAAGUGGGUCCUAGCAAGGUUUCUUCUGGAGUUGAACACAGGGAAAGGUCUGACAGCGAUCGAGACUUUCGAUUGUUUGUGCAGAACAUGUCGAAGCACUGA